UCGCGGCGGACAUGUUGGCCGUGUUUGCCUUGCUUUGCCGGCGCUCUCUCUCUCUGGUGACGGCAGCGAGUAGUGGAGGGAAGACUGAUGGCAGAGAGGAGGGGCUGCCAAUGAGAAAGCUGCUGCUACAGCCCAGGGCCAGGUGACCUUGAAGGACGUAUUUUUGUACUCCCAAGAGAAAGCGGUUCCUUGAGGAGGCUCAAUAUCUACUGAAUGUGGAUGUGAUGCCCGAGAACUUUGCACUCGUGGCCUCCCUUGGCUGUUGGCAUGGAGUGAAGGAUACAGAGGCAUCUGUGCUGAGUGCUUCUGUAGGAGUGCCACAGGAAAAUGCUGCCAAGCAAGCUUUGUCUGACCAGACAGCCUGUCCUUGUGAUAUAUGUGGCCCCAUCUUGAAAGACAUUUUGGACCUGGCUGAGCACCAGGGAACACACCAAAAACUGAAACCAUAUACCUGUGGGGCAUGUGAGAGACACUUCUGGUUCAAUGCAGACCUUUACCGCCACUUGAAGCAGUCCGGCAUAGAGAAUCCCUGUAAGAAGAACGAAGGCAGAGUCUCAGUUUGUGAAGAACGUCACCUGUCUGAGAAGGCUACUCCUUGUGAUGGGGAAUGGAAGCGCUUCCAGGCAAGCUGAGUCAGCCUCUAAAGAAAGUUCACUCCGAACAAGAGGAAGACAUGCAGGAGGAGCACUGAGGAUGGGGACAUUUUCCCUGUGAACAAAUGCAUCACAAGUGCAGUGAAUGUGGGAAAGCAUUCACCCGAAAAGAUACACUGAUUCAGCAUAAGAGAAUCCACACUGGAGAAAGGCCUUAUGAAUGCAGUGAAUGUGGGAAAGCGUUCAGCCGUAAAGACAACCUUGUUCAACACAAGAGAAUCCACACUGGAGAAAUGCCUUAUAAGUGCAGCGAAUGUGGGAGAUACUUUAGUCAUCACUCCAACCUUAUUGUACACCAGAGGGUUCACACUGGUGCAAGGCCUUACGAGUGCAACGAAUGUGGCAAAGUCUUCAGGCACAAAUCCUCACUUGUUCAGCAUGAGAGUACUCACACUGGAGAAAAUCCUUAUGACUGUAAUGACUGUGGGAAAUCCUUUAGCCAUAAGUACAUUCUUAUUAAACAUCAGAAAAUUCACACUGAAAUAAGACCUUAUGAGUGCAUUGAAUGUGGGAAAUUAUUCAGUCAGAGCUCUGAUCUUAUGGCACACCAGAGAGUUCACACUGGUGAGAGGCCUUUUGUGUGCAGCGAAUGUGGGAAAGACUUCAUCAGAAGUUCCCACCUUGUUCGGCACAAAAGAGUCCAUACUGGGGAAAGGCCAUAUGAGUGCAGUGAGUGUGGGAAAACCUAUAGCUUAAGUUCCCACCUUAUAAGGCAUCAGAAGAUUCAUGCUGUAGGAAGGCUGUAGGAGUGGUGGAAAUGUGCACUUGCUCUUGUUCAAGACAACCGGACUCACAGGGAGAAGCUCCGUGUUUUACCUUUGGGAGGAAGCCAGUGCUCAAACGUUAAACUUCAUAUACUGGAAUGUACAGUGGUGAGGUACCUUAUGUCAGGUACAUUGGACAUGUUUAGGAACUGUGUUGUGCUUUGUAACAUGCUCAGGUUCCUUACUGAAGUUGUGUCAUGGCCAAUGUCGGGGGCCGAAACCAUCUCAAUUCUCCUCUCUCAGGACCUUAGUGACCCCACUUACUUCAGGGAAGGCAGAUCUCUGUCCCAUGUCUGGAGGGAACACAAGAAGCCCAAGUCAAUGAGAUCCUUAUUCUUCACUCUCUGUCUGGUCUAACUGUGGGCAAGACCCUUCAUUGGCCAAGAGGGUCUGAGCUGGGCUCUGCUGGGGCUGUAAGACCUAUAACAUCCAGAAAGUAAACAAUUGGUUCAGAAAUACUGGGGCGAAUAAUAGGGAUUAGGAAAGGCUGCAGCAAACUAGAAUUGUCAUUUAAAAAGCACAUCCACAAUCAUUUUAGCCACUGACCGGCUAGAAUGAGGGUAUACGGAGAUUCUCAGCUUCUCCAGAGCUAUGUGAGAGUAAUGGUCAAGGGUCACUGGCAGAGCAAAGACACCAUUACUUCCCUGGACUAGUUCCACAGGUCAGAACCUAGGAUGGAGAGAUCUUGUAGUCCAGGGAGGUAGCUUAUUUACCCAGAGUUCCUGAGGACUCCAGUGGAGAUUGCCUUUAGUGCUCACCAGGUCUUUCAGCCACUGAGGUUUCUAUCCUCAGAGAUAGAGAUGAGCUAUGAGAUGGGAUCACCAGCUGCACAAACUUCUGGGUUUCAAAUAGAAGUAGGGCAUUCAGAUUUCAUGUGGCGUCAUCUUUUAGUGAAAUGUAAUCAACACGAAGUAGGCUGCACACAUUUAAAAUGAAGCAAAUGCAUUUUGAUACAUAUAUAAACCUGUGAAAUCAUUAUCCUAAGCUAUGACGAUGAACAUACCCAUCCCGAACUUACCUGUGUCCCUUCAUAUUCCUCCUCUCCGUGUCACUUCAAUUUCUCAAGGAACUGUUGCUUUAUUGAUAUAAAUGUGCAUCAUCAUCAUGAAUUUUACGUAGGUGGAAGCAUGAACCAUUUCUGCCUGCUGUCUUUCAUGCAACAUAAAUAUCUUGGAGUUCAUUCAUGCUGUGAUGAAAUCUCUCUUCCUGAAUUCAGGCAGACCUCAGAUGUGGGCUCCAUUUUAGGUCACCCUAAUAAAGUGAAUGACAAUAAA
Molecule: messenger RNA, 2691 nt
Organism: Echinops telfairi (small Madagascar hedgehog)
Lineage: Eukaryota; Metazoa; Chordata; Mammalia; Afrosoricida; Tenrecidae
Product: zinc finger protein 134-like
Exons: 4
Coding region: 719-1399 (226 amino acids)
Biological process (GO): negative regulation of transcription by RNA polymerase II
Molecular function (GO): DNA-binding transcription repressor activity, RNA polymerase II-specific
Source: RefSeq, a predicted model, not a curated record